AUGGCGCUCGCCAUCGCCCUAGCCCCUAAAGCAUGGGCCGAGCUGGUCAACUUCGAACUCGAUCUGACCUGGGAAGAUGGUGCUCCUAACGGUGAAACCCGGAAGAUGGUCUUCAUGAACGGGCAGUUCCCCGGUCCGGAGCUGCGAAUCAACCAAGGCGACGAGGUCGAGUUCGUUGUUCACAACAACAUGCCGUUCAACGCUUCAAUCCAUUUCCACGGUGUCGAGAUGUUGAAUACCCCUUGGUCAGAUGGUGUUCCUGGUCUGUCUCAGAAACCUAUCUUGCCGGGAGAUUCCUUCACCUACAAAUGGACUGCCACUCAGUAUGGUGUUUAUUGGUACCACUCUCAUGACCGUGGAACCAUGUUUGAUGGCCUCUACGGUGCCAUCCAGAUCAACCCUGCCCCUGGAACUCCGGCCCCCUGGGAUCUGAUCUCUCAGGAUAAGACCGACAUUAAGAACCUGGAAAAAGCCGAACUCAACACCAACCUGGUCGUGCUUUCUGAUUGGGAUCAUUUGACCUCGGAAGAGUAUCAGAAUCUACAGGUUGAGAGUGGUCUGGAUCUCUUCUGUGUUGACAGCGUUCUGAUUAACGGCAAGGGCGCGAUCUACUGCCCGGGCUCUGAAGAGAUUGCCAGCCUGGAGACAUCCUACUUGAAGGCCUCAAUUGCCAACCAGCCACUUUCUGACAAGGGCUGCUAUCCCAACAUCUACAAGACCCAAGGCAACUUCAGCCAUGACGAGUCGGUGAUUCCGGACGGACUCAACUCUGGAUGUGUUGCGAGCGCCGGGUUCCAAGAGGUACUCGAAGUCGACCCUGCUGAUGGCUGGGCUUCGUUCAAGUUCAUUGGUGCCACCACCCUCAAGUCCCUGGUGGUUUCGAUCGAUGAGCAUCCCAUGUGGGUGUACGAGGUCGAUGGACACUAUAUCGAACCGCGCAAGGUGGAUGAGUUCUCGAUCUUCAACGGCGAACGGUUUUCGGUCAUGAUCAAGCUGGACAAAACGCCCAGGGACUACACGAUUCGCGUCCCGGACACCAACGGCGAUCAGAUCAUUGCGGGCUUUGCGAAGAUGAAGUACAAGGGUGGCCAGGACCUGGGCGACUCGAAGCCCUACGUCACCUACGGCGGCACGAACACCUCUGCCGACGUGGUCGCGCUGAACCUGACCCGCCUGCCUCCCUACCCCAGGAUCGAGAUUCCCCGCACGGCCGACCAGCUGGUGAACCUGACCUUUGGCCGGAUGGGAUCGUCGUACCAGUGGACCCUGGAGGGUCAUGCCCUGUACAACAUCUCGGCCAACCUGGACUCACCGAUCCUGUUUGACGUGGAGUCGCGCAAGAACCUGCCCGAGCAGGUGACCAUUGAAACCAAGAACGGUACCUGGGUCGAUCUCCUACUGCAGGCAGGCAGCAUGCCCAACACGCCGGACAUCCAAGCGCCGCACGUCAUCCACAAGCAUUCCAACAAGGCGUUCAUCAUCGGGUUUGGCGACGGCUACUUCAACUGGUCCUCCGUCGAGGAGGCCAUCGAGCAGAGCCCGCAGAAUUUCGAGCUCGAGCACCCGCAGUACCGCGACACCUUUGUCACCAACAGCCCCAACGGGCCCACCUGGCUGCUCGUCCGCUACCAGGUCGUCAACCCGGGGCCCUUCCUGCUCCAUUGCCACAUCGAGACCCAUCUUCUCAACGGCAUGGGUGUCGCCCUCCUCGACGGCACGGAUGUCUGGCCUGAGGUUCCUCAAGAGUACGCCAUCUAA
Messenger RNA from Penicilliopsis zonata CBS 506.65, 1758 nucleotides. RefSeq lists its product as hypothetical. Lineage: Eukaryota; Fungi; Ascomycota; Eurotiomycetes; Eurotiales; Aspergillaceae. Gene Ontology annotation, molecular function: oxidoreductase activity; copper ion binding. Bases 1 to 1758 code for a protein of 585 amino acids. The record is from RefSeq and is a predicted model, not a curated record. The transcript is spliced from 6 exons.